ACGGAACCUCUCCGUGUUAAAGACAGGCAUGUUCUUACCAUCUAUUAUUAUAUUUUCUUUCUCUCAAUCAACAAGUUUACAUCUAUGUAGCACGCAACACUUGGACAUAAACAUGACGAAACAAUAUUAUUUUAAGGUUUUCUAUGUUAAAAAUGGAAUUUAAUGUCGGAAACAGCAAGUUUCUGACCCGUUUCCGAAACAGGUAAACUUAAUCGAAUGAAGUGUUUGUGCUAUGUUAUAUCGUAGAUAAUUAAAGUAAUGAUACAAAAAAUCAAAAGGCUUGCCGAUUUUAUUGAUUCUAACUAGACUUUUUAAUUGUGUCAACUAUAGUAUGAUUUGAAGGAUUUUAUUUCUAUUAUGGCAAUGUAGCCAAGUCCACUCAGUUGAAUCAAUUGGUUUUGUUCACUUAGCAGCCAUUAAAUGUUAUUUUUUCAUGUUUGUUGUAGUUCUGCUUAGAAAAUUGACAAAUACAGAUAAGAAGAUAAUACUGAAGUGAAGGCAGACCAUAUGUUUUUUUUUUUGGUCCUGCACUGUGACUUUUUUCUAGAUUGACUUCCUGCACAAGAAAUAUGGGCAGUAAAUUAUGUUAAAAAGGCACAAUCUUCAAGUUAAAAAAGAAAAAAUAUAAAAUUUUCAGCAAGCUGAGCACUAUCAACAUUGAAGGGAAGAUUACCCACAAACAACGAAGAAUCUACGGCCACCACCUCCGUCACUAGAAGCAUCCUCUUCUUGUCCUAAUUCAGAUGAAACAGCUACGUUCUGAACAGUGAAGAUGGAAUGUUUGAAGUGGGUUUGGCAUGGAGCUUGCAGAUUCAUUGUCCACGUGGAUGUCCAAAUGUAGGCUCUUGCUAACCUGGCAUAUCAUCUGUGCCGCGUGGCAGAUUUUGGUGGCCACGUUUCUUUGAUUUGGCUUUGUUAGAAAGCCGCCAGCCAUAAGAGACAAAAAAUGGAAAUUUAUAACAAAUUAACAAAAUGGAUAUGGGGGACCAUUUCAAAUUAUCUUAUCUUAGCCUUAAUUAUAAGGCAGCAAGCAACAACAACUGAUCAAGUGAAGAACAGCAUUAAUCUUGGCAGCAGAGCAGCUAGAAUUAUUCAUGGAGGACAAUUAUGAGAUCAAAAAAGAUAUUACUGAAUUAAUAGGUAAUACCCCCAUGGUAUAUCUCAGUAAUAUUGUGGAUGGUUGCGUAGCCCGAAUUGCUGCCAAGCUUGAAAUGACGGAACCUCUCCGUAGUGUUAAGGACAGAAUUGCACACAGCAUGAUCAAAGAUGCAGAAGAUAAAGGCUUGAUUACUCCAGGAAAGACCAUCCUAAUUGAACCAACUGGUGGUAACACUGGCAUUGGAUUGGCAGCAAUUGCUGCAGCCAAAGGUUAUAAACUUAUAAUCACCCUGCCUAAUUCAUCGAGUCUCGAGAAGAGAAUUGUGCUACGUGCUCUCGGAGCUGAAGUUCACCUCAGUGAUCCAGCCAAGGGCUUUUCCGGAAUUUUAGAUAAGAGUGAUGAGAUAUUAAGUAAAACACCGAAUGGGUAUGUGCUUGGGCAAUUUGACAAUCCUGCCAAUCCCAAGAUUCAUUAUGAAACAACUGGUCCGGAAAUUUGGAGAGACUCCGAUGGUAAAGUUGAUGUCCUGGUCGGAACUGGUGGAACCGUGACUGGAGCUGGAAGAUUUCUCAAGGAGAAAAAAUCAGAGAUGAAGGUAUAUGGUGUAGAGCCUGCUGAGAAUUCUAUCUUGAAUGGAGGGAAACUCGGUCCGCAUCUGAUCCAGGGUAUUGGUUCUGGAUUCAUCGCUAAUGUUCUGGAUGUUGACUUGCUGGAUGGAGUCAUCGAAGUAUCAAGUGACGAAGCUAUUGAAACCACUAAACUGCUUGCCCUAAAAGAAGGUUUACUGGUCGGAAUAUCUUCUGGAGCCGCAGCAGCUGCUGCAAUUAGUUUGGCAAAGAAACCGGAAAAUGCAGGGAAACUAAUUGUUGUAAGUUUCAUUGAUUCUUCCGAUAGGUCCCUUCGGGGACAUCCGAUAAAAUUGAUUCUUCCAAUUGGCUGGAUUCGCCCUGUUUUUUCGUAUUGUAUCGGAAGCAGAUGGAUGUGCAGAUUAACACAUACAUAACCCUGUUCUUUUCUGCAACUUCAUCGAUUAUUUCCCAGCUUUGCUCGAUGUGCAGGUGAUAUUCCCCAGUUUCGGAGAGCGUUACUUGUCUUCCAAGCUUUUUGACUCCAUUAGAGAGGAGGUGGAAAACAUGACUUAUGAUCAAGAAGGAUAAUUAUUUGAAGUUUCAGCUUACUGGUUAAAAAAGCCACGAUAAUAUUUUUCAAGCCACAUAUUCUUGUCCUAAUUCAGAUGAAACAUCUACGUUCUGAACAGUGAAGAUUGAAAAUUUGAAGUGGGUUUGACAAGGAGCUUGCAAGAGUUUGAAACCAGCUCCCCACCAAAAAUUUAGACGUUUUUUUAGUAAUCUGUACAAAAUUUACUUUGCUAAUUAUGUUACAUGUGGUUGCAUUGCAUCCAUCUAUUUUAUCA
Molecule: messenger RNA, 2513 nt
Organism: Mercurialis annua (annual mercury)
Lineage: Eukaryota; Viridiplantae; Streptophyta; Magnoliopsida; Malpighiales; Euphorbiaceae
Product: cysteine synthase-like
Exons: 10
Coding region: 1095-2102 (335 amino acids)
Cellular component (GO): cytoplasm
Molecular function (GO): cysteine synthase activity
Source: RefSeq, a predicted model, not a curated record